CUAUUUCACUGCUAACCGAACUGAGGCACUUGCAUCCAAACAAAAACUGCCACGGUAAAUCAUUUCAUCAAAAAUUUUCGAAGCACCAGUUCGCUGUUCAGAUAAAAGAGAGCUCCCUCUUAAACUGCAGAAGAAACUGCUUAAAAACUCAUGGCGGAUCAGCAACGCUCAAAAGGUGAGGAUUUAAUGAUGGAGGCAGAGAAGAAGCUUAACGUUUCAGGAGGUGCUUGUUGUGGAAGAGGUGGACGAGCACAUGUGGAAGAAGCUUGUGAUUUAUAUGUGAAAGCAGCGAAUGCAUUCAAGAUGGCAAAGGAUUGGCAAAAAGCUGGUAACGCCUUCGCAGAAGCUGCGGCUUUGCAGUUAGAAAAUGAAAGGAAGAACGAAGCUGGCAUGAAUUAUGUUGAAGCUGCGAAGUGCUAUAAAAAGGUUAACCCAAAGGAUUGUGAGCAGUGUCUUAUCAAAGCAAGUGAGGUCUAUAGUGAUGUCGGAAGAGGUAAGACAGCUGGUAAGCAGCAUAUGACUUUGGCUGAACUGCACGAGGAACAAGGGAAUCUUGAGAAAGCUCUUGAAGAAUAUCAAACAGCUGCAGAUUUAUUCACUGGUGAGGAAAUGGUAUCUUCUACAACCAAAUGUCUUCUAAAUGUGGCAACUCAUAGCGCUACUCUUGGUGAUUUACAGCGAGCCGAGGAAAUCUUCGAGAAACUUGGCAAUGAAUCUUUUUCCAACAAAUUACUGAAAUAUACGGCAUGUGAAAAUUUUUCAAAGGCAGGCCUCUGCCGAUUAACUCGGAAUCCUCAAGAUGGGGAUGGUCUCAUACAAAAGGUGAUGGAGUGGCAAGAGGCAAGUCCAGCGUUUGGGGAAAGCCGUGAAUUCACAUGGUUGAUACGCAUGGCGGAAGCUGCAAAAAAUGAAGACGUUGAUGCCUUCAAUGAAGCUAUUAGAUCCUACGAGUCUAUAAAAAGACUCACAGAUUGGGAAAACAAUCUACUUAAAAAAGUCAGGAAGAAUCUUGGACCCGACUUGAGGUAGUAAGUCUCUCGACUGUGCUGAAAUAUUUUAGCUGUAGUUAGAUCGUAUUAACCAUACUGAAGAAGGAUGACAUUUUAGGACCCUUUGCCUUCUAGAACUUAUUUAUUGAUGUUUAAUAUAACUAUUCUUUUUUCUUGACCGAAAAAAAAGCUUGGGCAAGUUGAAGAGUUUUAUCUCUGAAAGUCUUGAUUCCAUAAUUCUUCAUAUGAUGACAAGUAAGGUCAUCAAUAAAUGUUUCAUCAAUAAAAAUGAAAUGGAAGUAUUGAUAAUUAAUUUCUGGCACAAGUGCUUAUAUCUUAUACUAUGAAAUGCAAGAAAUAAAGACUUAUUUCGUGCCGCAAGUAGGCAAAAGCAACAGGUGCACAGCACAAGGCACAAGAUGAAAAGGCUCUAAAAUAAAAGUAAAACGGAUGGAAAAAGAAUGAACAUAUAAUCAAUAAAUUUCCUCAGCACAAGCUAAAAAAGUGCACUUAAAAUGCUGCUAUGCAUUUAUUUAUAAAUACAUAUGAAUAAUUUUAUGUAAUCUCUAUGUAAACAAAAAUCUAUUUAUAAGCAAAUGUUAUUCCUGUUUCUAUUAUUACUGUCGUCAGUAGACUUAAAAGUGAACCCUGUAUAAUAGUCAAUGAAGAUCUUCUUACGAAACUGGAUCGAGCGAUUAUAAACUAAGGAUUGACACUGUACAUUGAAUUUCACAACGUUAAAGAUGAAUGGUAUUUAAUGUAUUAUGUAAAGUGUUGAAGUUUGGUUGUAAAUAUUCAAAACAAAAAUUGUUAAUUAACGUUCAAAAAUAUGGACUGAUUAAUGAGAUUUUGAAGGUAAUGAGUUGCAGAUUCUAAUGAAAACUGUGAUGAAUGUUGAAUUAUAACAUGAAAACAUAAAAAUGCAUGAUCAGUUAUUCCAGUGCCUUUACAAGUUUUUAUUCAUCAGCGAGCCUCAAUGUAACGCUUUCUUUUUCAAGGAAGAUCCUCCUUUUUUAAACUGUUAUUAAUUCUUUAUAAGCAACUGACAGUGACGCAAUGAAGACGGCUAUAGCAAGUAACUGCAUUGUAUUGACACUGGAAUAACUGAGUUAACUAUAGAUAUUUUGAUAGUUAAGAUAUUAAAUUUAUUAACGAAUUUUCAUUAACUUAAUAUGGUUUUGUUUUGAUAUAUGUAAUAACAUAGUUGUGCUUUCAAUUUAGUAUUUAUUUUACUAAGCGUCUGUCCUUUAAAAUGUCAUAGCAAAUUAGGACAGUCUUCGGAACUUAAAAUAAAUGCAUAAUCCCUGAUUAAUAAAAAAAAUGUCUUUA
Messenger RNA from Stegodyphus dumicola, 2318 nucleotides. RefSeq names its product beta-soluble NSF attachment protein-like. Gene Ontology annotation, biological process: intracellular protein transport; SNARE complex disassembly. Gene Ontology annotation, cellular component: SNARE complex; vacuolar membrane. Gene Ontology annotation, molecular function: soluble NSF attachment protein activity; syntaxin binding. Lineage: Eukaryota; Metazoa; Arthropoda; Arachnida; Araneae; Eresidae. The record is from RefSeq and is a predicted model, not a curated record.